AUGAAGGAUAAGCCCAAGUACGAGCCGCCCCCUCGCCCGACCACCCGUGUCGGCCGCAAGAAGAGAAAGGCGGCUGGCACCAGCGCCGCUGCCAAGCUUCCUGCCAUCUACCCGACGAGUCGAUGCAAGCUUCGUCUCCUGCGAAUGCAGCGAACCCACGAUCACCUUAUCCUCGAAGAAGAAUACGUCGAGAACCAGGAGCGUCUGAGCAAGGCAAAGGCCGCAAAGGAGGGCAAUGCGGCGCCCGGACCCGAGGGUACCGAAGACAGGCUGGCUGACGAGCGUGGUCGUGUUGACGACAUGCGAGGCAGCCCGAUGGGUGUCGGUACGCUGGAGGAGAUGAUUGACGAUGACCACGCCAUUGUCAGCAGCACCACCGGGCCCGAGUACUACGUCAGCAUCAUGAGCUUUGUUGACAAGGACCUUCUCGAGCCCGGCACGAGUGUGCUCCUGCAUCACAAGAGCGUCAGCAUCGUCGGUGUCCUGACCGACGACACUGAUCCCCUUGUCAGCGUCAUGAAGCUUGACAAGGCCCCGACCGAGUCAUACGCCGAUAUUGGUGGCCUGGAAACACAGAUCCAGGAGGUCAGGGAGUCGGUCGAGCUGCCACUGCUGCAUCCAGAACUGUACGAGGAGAUGGAGCAUCAAGCCGCCCAAAAGGUGUCAUUCUCUAUGGUGCUCCAGGUACAGGAAAGACGCUUUCGGUCCAAGGCUGUUCCCACCCAGACAUCUGCCACUUUCCUGCGUAUCGUCGGCAGUGAGCUGAUUCAGAAGUACCUCGGUGACGGCCCCCGUCUCGUUGCCGCCGAAAACGCCCCCUCGAUUGUGUUCAUUGACGAAAUCGACGCCAUCGGUACCAAGCGAUACGACUCGACAUCGGGUGGUGAGCGUGAAAUUCAGCGAACCAUGUUGGAGCUUCUCAACCAGCUGGACGGUUUCGACGAUCGUGGUGACGUCAAGGUUCUCAUGGCGACGAACAAGAUUGAGACUCUCGACCCGGCCCUCAUCCGUCCCGGCCGUAUCGACCGAAAGAUUCUGUUUGAGAACCCCGACCAGAACACCAAGCGCAAGAUCUUCACCCUGCACACCUCCAAGAUGUCGCUCAACGACGAUGUGGACCUCGAGGAGUUCAUCUCGGCAAAGGACGACCUGUCGGGUGCCGACAUCAAGGCCAUCUGCUCCGAAGCUGGUCUGAUGGCUCUGCGUGAGCGUCGCAUGCGUGUGCAGAUGGCCGACUUCCGUUCGGCUAGGGAGAGAGUGCUGCGGACCAAGCAGGAGAGCGAGCCUGAGGGCCUGUACCUGUAG
Messenger RNA from Verticillium dahliae VdLs.17, 1305 nucleotides. Its product is annotated as 26S protease regulatory subunit 4. The transcript is spliced from 3 exons. Gene Ontology annotation, biological process: proteasome-mediated ubiquitin-dependent protein catabolic process. Bases 1 to 1305 code for a protein of 434 amino acids. Gene Ontology annotation, molecular function: ATP hydrolysis activity; ATP binding; proteasome-activating activity. The record is from RefSeq and is a predicted model, not a curated record. NCBI's taxonomy places the organism in Eukaryota, Fungi, Ascomycota, Sordariomycetes, Glomerellales, Plectosphaerellaceae. Gene Ontology annotation, cellular component: proteasome regulatory particle, base subcomplex.